This is a messenger RNA of Pediculus humanus corporis (human body louse), 1455 nucleotides long. RefSeq names its product cell division cycle, putative. The coding region runs from base 1 to 1455 and encodes 484 amino acids. The transcript has 8 exons. Lineage: Eukaryota; Metazoa; Arthropoda; Insecta; Psocodea; Pediculidae. Gene Ontology annotation, molecular function: ubiquitin ligase activator activity; anaphase-promoting complex binding; protein binding. The record is from RefSeq and is a predicted model, not a curated record. Gene Ontology annotation, biological process: positive regulation of anaphase-promoting complex-dependent catabolic process; positive regulation of ubiquitin protein ligase activity; anaphase-promoting complex-dependent catabolic process. Gene Ontology annotation, cellular component: anaphase-promoting complex.
AUGUCCAGUUUUAGCUUUUCAAAUGAUCUUAAUCGUUUAUUGACGAUGGAUGACCCAGUCACAAAAGGACCCUUACCUCGUUGGCAGAAAAAGUUACCGGAUUUAUCUAAUACUAGUAAAAAUUGCAGCCUUAAUUCAUCUAAACUUUCAUCAAAUUCCAAUACAAAGUCUCCUGGAUGUAAAAGUAACCCUGUAACACCAUCUCAACAAACAGGUGACAGAUUUAUUCCUAACAGAAGUGCUUCAAACUUUGAUUUAGGUCAUUUUUUUACAAACAAAAAAAUUCAAGAAGAAGAAGACGAUGACGCUUUACCGAAAAAUGAUAAUCAGAGGAUAUUAGCAGAAACUAUUCAUGGAGGAGAUUUAAAUAAUAUGAAAAUAUUAUCAUAUCAAAAUAAAGCCCCUGCACCUCCUGAGGGUUACAUGAAUCCACUUAGAGUAAUGUACAGUCAAACGAAAUCUUCGAGUACUGUUAAAGGCUCUUCAAGAUACAUUCCACAAUCUCCAGAAAGAAUUUUAGAUGCUCCUGAUGUGAUAGAUGACUAUUAUUUAAAUUUAAUUGACUGGAGUACUACUAAUAUACUUGCUGUAGCACUGUCAAAUUGUGUUUAUCUAUGGAAUGCUGCCACUGGAGCAAUCGAAGAACUUUUGGAGCUUGAGGGAAGUGAUUAUGUUACUUCAGUGGCUUGGAUUCAAGAAGGAAAUUAUUUGGCUGUCGGAACUUUUACAGGAUCAACUCAAAUUUGGGAUUGUAAUGAAAUGAGACGAUUACGAACAAUGGAGGGUCACACUGCCAGAGUUUGCUCACAUUCAUGGAAUCAAUUUAUUUUAAGUAGUGGGAGUAGAAGUGGUCAAAUAAUUCAUCACGACGUCAGACAAAGAAAUCAUACUAUAGCAGUAUUAAAUGGCCAUUCUGAAGAGGUGUGUGGAUUAAAAUGGUCACCAGAUGGAAAAUAUCUUGCCAGUGGUGCAAAUGAUAAUUUGCUUAAUAUAUGGCCUCAAUUACAAGAUCAAAUGUACACAGCUUCACAACCCUUGCACACAUUUAGUGAACAUCAGGCAGCUGUAAAAGCACUUGCAUGGUGUCCUUGGCAACCGGGAGUGUUAGCUAGUGGUGGAGGUACAGCUGACAGAUGUAUUAGAAUAUGGAACAUAAAUAGUGGUUCAUUAUUAAGCACCACCGAUACAAAAUCUCAAUUAAUAUCUGGACAUGGUUAUGCUAAUAAUCAAUUGACAAUUUGGAAGUAUCCUUCAAUGAACAAGGUAACGGAACUCACAGGUCACACUGCCAGAGUUUUACAUUUAUGCACGUCUCCAGACGGGUCCUCUGUUAUGUCUGCUGGAGCUGACGAAACACUCAGACUUUGGAUGUGUUUUGCACCCGAUCCGAAUAAAAAAGGAGAGAAACCUCAGAAAAAAGCAAUUUCCAGUAUUUUAAAACAGAGUAUUAGAUAA